Messenger RNA from Dacryopinax primogenitus, 1037 nucleotides. RefSeq lists its product as uncharacterized. Lineage: Eukaryota; Fungi; Basidiomycota; Dacrymycetes; Dacrymycetales; Dacrymycetaceae. Bases 201 to 974 code for a protein of 257 amino acids. The transcript has 3 exons. The record is from RefSeq and is a predicted model, not a curated record.
CGCGCUGUAUAAGUAUCACUCGAUCUGAUGGCAGGGAGCUGCUUGACUACAUCGUGCUUGACUGGGCGUACUCGGGAUUUACUGCUGUUGCUGUUCGCUCCCACUGCUCGGCGUAUAUUCUCCUGCCACCUAUCUGCAAACAUCCUCUCUGGCACCCCUCUCAACUCCCUCCCCACCCCCAACCCCCUCAAGAACGAACGAUGUGUUACCCCCUCCUGCUAGGUAUCAAAUACACCUCCUGCCAAUGCUUUCUCCCCCUGCGAAAAGAGUUCGUCGACUGCCUCUCCGAAACCUGCACGUCCUCCCUAUGUCAUCCGUAUGAGUGCGUGGGGUAUCUGUGCACUUGUACGAGGGUGUGGGAGGGGGAGCAGCUCAGGGUCGUGAGGUGGGAAGAGGGGGUGUGUGCGGCUUGCUGGGAGGGGGAGGUUAGGCCAUUCUCCCCCCAGAGGAUAUAUCACAAACGCGUGCUCUCGCCCGCGUUGCACGAGAUGUCCGCGAGGUACAGUACGAUGACCCCCAGCUACCCUCCUCCCACCCCCACGCACUCCCGGCCACUAACGCGACCUCGUGCGCCCUUCCAAACCUCUCGCUCUUCCUCCCAGUCUUCCAAGUCGCCGACCACUCCCGCUCCCCCUCCCCCGCCCGCGGCUAACCGGUCCAGGCUCACCCCUUUGUCGCGGAAUACUUCCCGCACUUCGGGCCGAUCUGCAAGCCUGGCAGACUACGGAUACUCCUUUCCGCCCGUACCUAGGCUAGGGGAGAUAAGGGAAGAGCUCUCCCCCCCUUCUUCCCCCUCGGACGACAAUGAUUAUGGGGAAAGGAUGGGUGCGGGUGCGGGGGUGGGGGUGUAUAAGGGAGACUACGAGGUCAGGCCAGAUAGGAAGAGGAGGUUCGGGUUCGGGUAUGUGAGAGAAGCUGUGGAGAGGAGUUUGAGCUCCGGGCAAAGUGGGGGGAGGAGGUGGGGGAAGUUCUGACGCGUGCGUUGGCAGUGGUGAGGCAAUGAAGUGAUGAGGUAAUAAAGCAAUGAAGUGAUGAUG